Acomys russatus (golden spiny mouse) is the source of this 2196-nucleotide messenger RNA. RefSeq names its product alpha-fetoprotein-like. Gene Ontology annotation, cellular component: blood microparticle; cytoplasm. Gene Ontology annotation, biological process: transport. The record is from RefSeq and is a predicted model, not a curated record. Gene Ontology annotation, molecular function: fatty acid binding; zinc ion binding. Lineage: Eukaryota; Metazoa; Chordata; Mammalia; Rodentia; Muridae.
UCUGAGACAAUGGAGAUUGUUAAGACUCUGUCUUUUAUUGUUUUCUUCAACUACAUUAAGUGUGAGUCUCUCCAGACAAGUUUACUACAUGCAGCCAGGCAGCACAGUGACCGCCAGGAUCACCUGAAGGAGAACUUAUCAGUCACGGCCAGCAUUAUGGUUGCUCAGUUUCUUCAGGAUGCAGCGUAUGAAGAAGUCCACAGCAUAGCUAAAGGGCUCCUGGAUCUGGCUGCAAAGUGUGAGAGUCUCAAACCGCACGAGUCACCUUCAGAGUGUGCUCACCAACUGAUGGCCGCUUUCCUUACACAUAUUUGCAAUAACCAAGGACUGGUAGACAGCCACGUGCUCACUGACUGCUGUAAAAGGAAAAGUACAGCAAGACUCAAGUGCUUCCUGUCCUAUAAGAAAGAUGACGCAGACAGCAGCUAUUCACUCCUGACUCCGAGGCCUGAGCUGACCUGUGAGAAGGGUGGGGAGAAAAACGGCUCCCUGAAGGCGAGGUACAGCUAUGAAACUUCUAGAAGACAUCCAUUUUUAUAUGGGCCUACUGUCUUGACCAUGUCUGCUUGCUAUGAAACAGCUGUUCAGUCAUGUUGUCAAGAGGAAAAUAAAACAGAGUGCCUGCAGACAAAGCUAGAACCCAUCAGAAAAUAUGUUAGAGGAAUAUCUGCAAGACAUCGUCAUCUGUGUGAAAUUGGGAUGAAAUUCGAUGACAAAGUAGAAAGAGCAGUAGAAUUGAUUCUGCUCACUAAGAAACAACCUAAAGCUAAUUUUUCUGAAAUUGUCAAAUUGACCACGGAUGUUAAAAAUCUACAUGAGACCUGUUGUGAGGGAAACACAGUAGCGUGUGCACUGGGCAGGCGCCAGCUUAUGAACUAUACCUGCUCUAACCAGGCCCUUUUAUCCAGCAAAUUUGCUGAGUGCUGCGAACAGCCGGAACCAUUCCGUGGGGAAUGCGUCAUCAGCUCAGAAAAUGAUGACAGACCCAACCUUUCGCCCCUGCCGCUCAAAAGGUUUACAGAGGAGCAGUCUGUGUGCGAACGUUUUGUUGGCGAGCCGGACAGCCUUCUGCAAGAGUUUCUUUAUGAAUAUUCAAGAAGACACCUGGAGUUGGCAGUUCCAGUGAUUUUAAGAGUGUUUGCAACAUAUGAACUGUUACUGGAGAAAUGCUGCAAGUUAAAAAACCCUUUGGAAUGCCACAGCCGGGGGAAAGAGAUGUUCCAAAGAGUGGUACUUGAAAGCCGUGACCGUGUCAAAACUCAGUGUGACUUAUAUGAGAAGUUGGGAGGUAGUAACUACCUGGACAGGCUCACAGUCCUUUAUACUAAGAAAGCCCCACAGCUGCCUGCGCAGGAGUUGGUGGCGUUCACGAAGAAGAUGGCUGCAGCUGCCAGCAAAUGUUGCCCACUAAGGGAUGAGCUGCAGUCGGCCUGUGUGGAGGACGAGGCGAAGCUGAUUCUUGGAGCUCUGUGCAGGAGACACGAGGCCAAGCCUGUCAAUGGUGGGGUGGGCCACUGCUGUGACAGCUCCUAUGCCUUCAGAAAGCUGUGCUUCGAUGACCUGCAAGCCGACGGGACGUACGUUUCUCCACCUUCAUCUUGUGACCAAGUCAUCAGCCUUAAAGAAGACUUGUGCCAAGGACAGCAGGAGGAACUCCAGAUUGAAAAGCAAAAGCUCCUCGGUGAGCUUGUGAAGCAGAAGCCUCACGCAGCAGAAGAGGCGGUCCAGUCCAUUGGAGUGGAUUUCACACACCUGGUGGACACGUGCUGCCGUGCGGAAAGGAGAGAAAGAUGCUUUCGAGAAGAGGGACUCCAACUGAUCAUGAGGUGCCAGUCCCUCUUAGAGGCCAACUCAUCGCAGAGCAUGUUGACGUGGGAUCAUCACUGAGAUCACCACGUGGAAAACAGGAACUAGUGGAGUGCCUUCACAGUGGCUCAGUGGGGUAGCAGAACACCCGCUGGUCCACACCAUCUCUCCUUCCCUCUUAACCAAUGGCAUACUGACCCCCGGAUCAGCUGUCAGAGUUCUCCCUCCACAAAGCCUGCCUCUCAAGUGCAGAGGCAGAGAUGUGGGCUCAAAGAACAUGCAAGGCCUCCAACCAAUUUAAUAUGCAGCCAUAUUUACUGGAAUCCGGUUGCUGGGCUCUCCUAGUGAAUGCUUCAAGGUCAACAUGGAGCUGUCUGUACCACUUCUGAG